Molecule: messenger RNA, 1047 nt
Organism: Neoarthrinium moseri
Lineage: Eukaryota; Fungi; Ascomycota; Sordariomycetes; Amphisphaeriales; Apiosporaceae
Exons: 3
Coding region: 1-1047 (348 amino acids)
Source: RefSeq, a predicted model, not a curated record
AUGGGGCUCUAUUUUGAGCAAUGCUGGGCGAUUCUGAGCACGAUCGGCUUGGCCAAUAUACUUUACGGGCUCACCAUUGUCAGCAUCACCAAGUUCUCGACUGUUAUACUCAUCCCGAUCGUUGUCAGCGCUGCUGGAGCAAUUGCCAACGGGCUAUGCCACUAUGCUUUCUAUGCGGAAUAUCCCUUGACGAACACUGCAGUUGCUUCGGGGUUUGCUGACUUCUUCUGGCUUAUCCAAGAAGUCGGCAUAUCGUUCUAUAGCUACGCCAUUCUGAUCAAAUUGCUGAGUCACCGGAGUCGCCUCGUCUUUAUCAUAUCAUUCUGGACCAUCGUGGCCGCCAUAGUCGUCCUGCGGCUUUUCAUCAUGAUCGGCCGAAUCAAAAUCAUACUGAGUCCAGACACAGAGUUCCAGCGGUCUGUCAACUAUCUCCAUGUGGGCUAUUUCUCACUUAUUGCCCUACUGGAGUGUCUCAGCGCCUUCUUCCUGCUUCGCGAGUUCGCUUCAGCUCGGCGGGCGUCAAUCGAUGCAUCGCUGAGCACAAGCCUAUUGCAACACCUCAUGAGAGGCACCGAAACACGAGUCGCAUCGCUAGCUCUCAUUGGUGUAUCGAGAGCAAUAACCUACGUCUUCUGCCCGUCCUUGCCACAGGCCCUGACGACAGCUGGCCAGAUUGACCGAUUUAUUUACACGAUGGAAUGCAUGUUUCCGAUCAUGAUAUAUAUCGACAUCUUGGCCUGCAAAAUCAAGUUUACGGACCGGGACAACAUGGAGAUGCCACAAGUCGAGAGCUUCAGAUCGGACCAUGCCAUCUGGGACGGUAUCGAGGACAUGAAUCAUCACGUGCUAAAAAGACAUCAUAGCCGGGGUACAACGGCCGAGCAAAGUUUGAUACAAAAACCGCCACAUGCAGCCUCUAGCUAUUCGACCGGGCAUGGUGUCCUGAAGACGGUUGAGAUUACCAUAGGGGACGACAGAACCUCAGGCCCAGAUAGCCCUGUCAGGAGCAUGAGUUUUCACAUGAGCCAUCGACCAAAUUCAGAAUGA